Maniola jurtina (meadow brown) is the source of this 1261-nucleotide messenger RNA. RefSeq lists its product as uncharacterized. The record is from RefSeq and is a predicted model, not a curated record. The transcript has 8 exons. Gene Ontology annotation, biological process: sensory perception of smell. NCBI's taxonomy places the organism in Eukaryota, Metazoa, Arthropoda, Insecta, Lepidoptera, Nymphalidae. Gene Ontology annotation, molecular function: odorant binding. The coding region runs from base 97 to 933 and encodes 278 amino acids.
UGUGAGGGAAGGAUAAGUAAACACAAGGCAAGGAAGCUGUGCAGGCGUGGGUUGUGUUACAUAUAAAAAGGAUUAUUUUAAUUAAAAGUAUAAAAAAUGACGUCAUCAUUGAACUUUGUGCUUAUGGUCUUUGGACUUGUGGCAGUGAGUUUGAGAAGUGUUCAUGGUGCAUUGACAGAUGAAGACAGAUCCAAAAUCCAUGCUGCGAUAAUACCUUUCAUAGCAGAGUGCACCAAGGAGUAUGGUGUGACUGAAGAUGUGAUCAAGGAAGCGAAGGAAUCAGGGCGGCUUGGCAACAUUGACCCUUGUUUGAUGGCAUGCGUGUUCCAAAAGACUAAAUUGAUUGAUGAGAAAGGUUUGUUUGACAGCGAUAAAGCUGCAGAGCUCGUACAAAAGUAUAUAUCUAGCGAAGAAGACCAAAAGAAGAUGGUCGAUAUCAUUGGAAAAUGCAAAUCAGUGAAUGAUGCAGAAGUCAGUGAUGGAGAGAAAGGCUGUGAAAGGGCAAAACUCAUUUAUGAGUGCUCCAUCCCAUUUAAAGCAGAGGCCGAAAACUCAAAAGAUUUGAUGGAAAAAUUCAUAGCCAUGCUCAUGGAUUGUGCGAAAGACUUCCCGAUGACCGGCGAUGACAUAGAGGAAUUGAAAAAUAAACGACUGCCUGAUACUGAGAACAUGAGGUGCCUGUUUGCUUGCGCCUACAAAGCUUCAGGAAUGAUGGAUGAUCAAGGGAAACUUUCAGUCGAAGGUAUUAACGAUCAAGCCCAGAUAUAUUUCGCUGAUGAUGCUGAAAAGUUGGACAAGGCGAAAGAUUUUACCGAAGCAUGCAAGAGUGUAAAUGAUAUCGAGGUCUCGGAUGGUGAAAGAGGGUGCGACAGAGCUGCCCUCAUCUUCGAGUGUGGUGUUGAGAGAGCUUCUGAGUUUGGCUUCGGGAUAUAAGAAUAACCUUACAAAAGGAUUAUAAUUUUAGAGAAGAUACAAAAAAUAUCAUAAUAUGAGUAUAAAUAUCAAAAUAUGAGUAGGUGCAGAACCAGAAAAAUGUAAAUAGGCGUAAAACUUAAAUGUACAUUAGAUGUACAUAAUUAUGUACAUAGGUAUAAUAUUUUAAUGCUGUGUUUUCAAAUUACGUUUUCGUAUCCUAUUGUUAUUGUUCAAUUAUUUUGAUGCCUAAAUAAUGAAUAUAUCAAUUAUUAAUAAUCUAGAAUAGUUUAGCCACCGAUUUUGAUAAUUCAUAUUAUGGCUUUUGAAUAAAAUUACUGAUGCUAAA